Molecule: messenger RNA, 2581 nt
Organism: Lactuca sativa (garden lettuce)
Lineage: Eukaryota; Viridiplantae; Streptophyta; Magnoliopsida; Asterales; Asteraceae
Product: beta-xylosidase/alpha-L-arabinofuranosidase 2
Biological process (GO): arabinan catabolic process; xylan catabolic process
Cellular component (GO): apoplast
Molecular function (GO): xylan 1,4-beta-xylosidase activity; alpha-L-arabinofuranosidase activity
Source: RefSeq, a predicted model, not a curated record
AUCACGGGUUACUACAAAACAACAUGUGUGUCAAACCUCAAUCCCUAUAAAACGACCAAACCCACAACCCCUCCAUUGUCACUUCGAGAAAAAAAUGGCGUUCAAAAACAGAGCACUCUCUGUUUUUGCCAUUCUUGCCAUCUUCAUGAUGUGGCAAAACACCAAUGUUUUAGCCCAAAACACACCCGUUUUCGCCUGUGAUAUCAACAAAAACCCGGGUUUAAGAAACUUCUCGUUUUGUGAUUCAUCAUUAGAUGUGCAAACUAGGGUCGAUGAUUUGGUAAAGAGGCUCACAUUACAGGAAAAGAUUGUGAAUUUGGUUGAUAACGCCGGCAGCAUCGACCGCCUUGGUAUUCCAAAAUACGAGUGGUGGUCGGAGGCUCUACACGGCGUGUCUUACGUGGGUCCAGGGACCCAUUUUUCCAGUGUGGUCCCUGGAGCAACCAGCUUCCCUCAAGUCAUCCUUACUGCUGCCUCGUUCAAUGAAACUCUGUUCAAAACAAUCGGAAAGGUGGUUUCAACCGAAGCUAGAGCAAUGUACAACGUCGGUUUAGCAGGAUUAACAUUUUGGUCACCAAAUAUAAACAUUUUGCGAGAUCCACGAUGGGGAAGAGCUCAAGAAACCCCGGGUGAAGACCCGACCCUAACAAGUAAAUAUGGAGCGGCUUAUGUUCAAGGUUUACAAGAGACUGACGAUGGCGAUAAUGAUCGGCUCAAAGUCGGGGCUUGUUGUAAGCAUUACACUGCUUACGAUGUUGACAAUUGGAAAGGCAUUGAUCGUUACCAUUUUAACGCUGUGGUUACAAAACAAGAUAUGGAUGAUACAUUUCAACCCCCAUUCAAGAGUUGUGUUGUUGAUGGCAAUGUUGCAAGUGUCAUGUGUUCUUAUAAUCAAGUAAAUGGCAUACCAACUUGUGGUGAUCCGGAUCUUUUAACCGGAGUCAUUCGGGGCGAAUGGAAAUUAAACGGGUACAUAAGUUCUGAUUGUGAUUCGCUAGACGUGAUGUUCAAUUCCCAACACUGGGCUAAAACACCCGAGGAAAUCGCAGCUGACGCGUUAAUAGCUGGAUUGGAUUUGAACUGUGGAAAUUUCCUGGGGCAACACACAGAAGCUGCGGUGAAAGCUGGGCUAGUGAAAGAAUCUGAAGUCGACAGAGCUGUUUCCAACAAUUUCGCGACUCUUAUGAGAUUAGGGUUCUUCGACGGUGAUCCGAGCAAGCAUAUCUAUGGGAAACUAGGCCCAAAAGACGUAUGCACACCGGCGAACCAGGAGUUAGCACGCGAAGCGGCUAGACAAGGAAUCGUUCUCCUCAAGAACAGUAUCGGAUCCUUGCCACUUUCCCCAACAUCCAUCAAAUCACUAGCCGUGAUCGGACCUAACGCCAAUGUCACAAAAACCAUGAUCGGAAAUUACGAAGGUACCCCUUGUAAGUACACGACUCCUCUUCAGGGACUAACGGCGGAGGUGGCGACGGUGUACCAGGCGGGGUGUGCGGAUGUAGGAUGUGCUAGUGCACAAUUAGAUGAAGCCAAGAAAGUAGCGUCUGCGGCAGAUGCUGUGGUUUUAGUGAUGGGUAGUGAUCAAUCGAUAGAGGCUGAGAGUCGAGACAGAAUCGAUCUUACACUUCCUGGACAACAAAGUCUUUUGAUUUCUCAGGUUGCAGAGGUAUCUAAAGGUCCGGUUAUUCUUGUUAUAAUGUCUGGUGGAGGAAUGGAUAUCCAGUUUGCUAAAGAUGACCCGAAAAUCACCAGCAUCUUAUGGGUCGGGUUCCCUGGUGAAGCUGGUGGCGCUGCCCUAGCAGACAUCAUUUUCGGGCAGUAUAAUCCAAGUGGAAGAUUACCCAUGUCAUGGUACCCACAAUCCUACACAAAGGUGAACAUGACCAACAUGAAUAUGAGACCAGACCCAGCCACAGGCUACCCGGGUCGAACCUAUCGGUUCUACAAAGGAGACACGGUUUAUACAUUUGGUGAUGGGCUGAGCUUUUCCGAGUUCACUCACCACUUAGUUGAAGCACCUAAGCUUGUAUCCAUACCAUUAGAGGAAGGACAUGUGUGUAGAUCAUCUAGGUGCAAGUCAAUCGACACAGUUGACCAAACUUGCAAGAAUUUAGCAUUUAAUAUUCAUUUGAGGGUGACAAAUAGUGGGAAGAUGAGGGGAAGCCACACGGUGUUUUUGUUUUCUUCACCUCCAUCUGUCCAUGGUGCACCUCAGAAGCAUUUGUUGGGGUUCCAGAAGGUGAAUUUGGCACCAAGGGAACAGGGUGUGGUUAGGUUUGGUGUAGAUGUGUGCAAAGAUUUGAGUUUGGUUGAUGAAGUUGGAAACAGGAAAGUUGCAUUGGGGUUACAUGUUCUUCAUGUGGGAAACUUGAAACACUCCUUAAAUGUGAAGAUAUGAUGUGGGUGUUUCUUGUUAAUUUCCCACAAGAAAAAUAUUUUCGAUUUUUUUGGGGGGGUUGUGGGUGGUUAAGAUUCAAGAAGAUUAUGAAAGUCAUCGCAAGAUGCAAUUUUAUUUAAUAAUUUGUAAGAAAUUGCUCAUUUUCUUGAAAAACAAUGAUAAAGGGAACUGCAAAAUGAGAAA